Molecule: messenger RNA, 2284 nt
Organism: Wyeomyia smithii (pitcher-plant mosquito)
Lineage: Eukaryota; Metazoa; Arthropoda; Insecta; Diptera; Culicidae
Exons: 3
Coding region: 1-2052 (683 amino acids)
Biological process (GO): lipid metabolic process
Molecular function (GO): lipase activity
Source: RefSeq, a predicted model, not a curated record
AUGCUUAUCACCAGCGCCAAUUAUCAAUUGAUGCCGUAUAAAAAGAGUGCCUGUGAUACGACAUUUGUUUUAACCGAAAUCAUGAUAAAACAGUCGGUAGCCAUAUUGCUGCUUGUGACACUAGGUGUUCAGUCCGUGCCCGUUGAGCCCAGGCAUAGUUUAGUUUAUGAUGCUAAUGGGCAGUUGCAUUUGGUCAACACGGAUCACUUCAGCGAAGUCGAUGCCGACCUAGAACCGCUCUUCGAUGCCGAAACCGAUGUCGUGUUCCUUCUGUUUACACGUUCGAAUCCUCUUCAUGGACAAGUACUUCAAUGGAACGACGCUUCAUCUAUACAGAGUACAAAUUUCAAUCCGUCUCAUCAAACUCGGUUCACGAUUCACGGUUGGAACGGCGAUGGCACAUCGGGAUUGCACAGCAAUAUUCGCAGUAAUUACUUAACGCGGGGUGAAUUCAACGUUAUUAGUGUCGACUGGGGUGCAGGAGCUCAAACCAUCAACUAUAUUACGGCACGGAAUAGAGUGGAUGCCGUUGGAGAUGUCCUUUCGCGUAUGAUUAACACGUUAGUGUCCGCAACGGGAAUUUCCCGUGAUAGUAUCAGCCUGAUCGGUCAUAGUCUUGGAGCGCAUGCUGCCGGAAACGCUGGAAAAUACCAAAACACUCAGAUCCAUACGAUCAUUGGUUUGGACCCGGCUGGUCCUCUUUUUUCAUUAGGUCAACCUGACAUCAUGACACCAAAUGACGCACAGUACGUUGAGGCAGUGUUCUCCAAUGCAGGAACGCUGGGAUUCGAUUCACCCCUAGGAGAUGCUAAUUUCUAUCCCAACGGUGGACGGUCGCAGCCCGGCUGUGGAAUUGAUCUGACAGGAAGUUGCGCGCACUCCCGAGCUCACGAGCUGUUCGCUGAAUCUGUUUCGACUUCGGUUGGCUUCCGUGCGACCCGCUGUGCAUCCCAUGACGAGGUCAUCGGAGGAGGAUGUACAUCAAGCGGUGCCGAUGCGUUGAUGGGGGGAGAACCAUCGAACCAUGGUCUGGGAGUGAACGGAAUAUUUUGGUUUAGCACCAAUUCGGCUGAGCCAUUCGCUCAAGGUUGUCCGAUCAUAUGCCAUCCAACGCGAUGGAAUCUGACUUUCGACGAUUACGGCCACCUUCAUUUAAUAGCAACUGUUCUAGAUCCGUUGGAAUCUAACAGCGAGUCAGCUUUCGACCCCGAGACAGACGUAAUUUUCCGACUUUUUACAAAAUCUAAUCCACAAACAGCGCAAAUUAUCCGGUGGAACGAUCCACAAUCGCUACGUGAUUCUUAUUUCGAUCCCAAUAAUCCUACUCGGUUCACAAUCCACGGUUGGGUUAGUGGGGAGGAUGCCAACCUGCAUGGAUUAAUCCGAGAGAACCUGCUAGCGAUGGGUGAUUUCAACGUUGUCAACGUAGAUUGGGGCGCUGGUGCUCAGACUAUCAAUUACGUCCAGGCUAGAAAUCGUGUCGGUGCGGUCGGUGAAAUAGUCUCACGUUUUAUCGAUAUGAUUGUGGAAACAACAGGAAUAUCUCGUGAUAGCAUUGCUGUUACUGGCAGCAGUCUCGGGGCGCACUGUGCGGGGAAUGCAGGAAAAUUUCAAAAUGGUCAAAUCAAUACAAUUAUUGGAAUGGAUCCUGCUGGCCCGCUGUUCUCCAUUGGUCAGCCGGACAUUUUAAGUGACACAGAUGGGCAGUAUGUGGAAGCUAUCUAUACUAAUUCUGGUCUGCUAGGGUUUGAUCUUCCGCUAGGGCAUGCCAAUUUUUACCCUAACGGCGGUCGCACUCAGCCUGGCUGCGGAGUGGAUCUUACAGGAAACUGCGCUCAUACCAGGGCCCAUCAGUACUUUGCUGAAUCAAUUGGAUCGCCGUCAGGAUUUGUUAGCAUACGCUGUGCGUCCCAUCAUGAAAUUCUAGAAGGGUUGUGUACUGAAACUGGACCAACGGCACUUAUGGGAGGUGAACCAUCCAACUACGGUCGCGGAGUUAGCGGCUAUUAUCAUCUACUGACUAACGCUCAGACACCGUUUGCAAGAGGAUAAGAGGAUCGAAAAAACAAAUAAACAUAGUUGUAUCACUUGUAUCAUGAUAUUAAUUCGUUCGAAUUCAAAUACAGCGCCCAUAAUUUAUUUUAGUCCAUAUAAAAAUAUUCAAUCCUGUAAAAAAUAAAAUUUUUAAUUGCCGACAGCCAAUUUAUGUUUUGGAAAGAACAUGGUGUAUGGUAUUUUUUUGUUCAAGAUAAUGUGGCAUAAUUAGGAUAAUUGUCAAAUCUUC